CCGGAAAUGUGUACCAAUGUUAUUAUUCCUACCGCCCUCAUGAAGGGCUAGCUAACAUAAUCAUUUCUAAUUUCGCAAACACACAUGAUACUGCUUUGCUGUUGUGAAUGUGAGUUAAAAGAUGGAUCCAUUGGAUCACAUGUUAUCAGACCCACUGGAGUCCGGUAUGGACCGUGAUGGACGUGUGAUGGAGGAGUGCAUGUUGGGAAACUGUCGUGUUCGGGUUCCUGAAGAUCUGCUGGAGGAUCCAGAGAUUUUCUUCUCAGUGGUGAGCGAGAGCACGUGGACAGAUGUUUUGACAGAUGCUCAACGGACACAUCUCCGUCAGUUCCUACCACAGUUCAGUGAAAACAACAUCUCUGAGCAGGAGAACACCAUCAGUGACCUUUUCAACAACCAGAAUUUAUUUUUCGGAAAUCCCUUGCACAUUGCUCAGAAACUCUUUAGAGAUGGUUACUUCAAUCCAGAAGUGGUAAAGUACAGGCAACUCUGUGCCAAGUCCCAGAAAAAAAGACACAUUUACUCUCUUCAACAGUACUACCACAAAUUACUCAAGCAGAUCCUGGUCUCCAGAAAGGAGUUGCUGGAUUUUGCCGUUCGCAGUGGACCUGAGUUGGCUGUGAAACGGCGUUACCCUGCUCCGUCCCACAAGGAGGUGCUAGAAAAGAGGGUCAGGCGUCGAGUGGGUAACAUACUAAAGGAUGUGAAAACCGACUGUGGGGACAGUAAUGUGUCAUCGGAUGAAGACGACACAGCCUCUUGGUUGCCAGUUCCUCAGUCGCCCUCCUCCCCAACACCAGCCAUCUCCCUCAGGGUCCUGCCCAGCCUCUCUACUCCGGACAUGAAAGCUAGAGAUAAGCCUGAACUGGGUGAGAAGGACCUCAGAGCCAUGCUGCAAAGGCACAGAGAGAAGAGAAAACGACAACCAGAUCACCCUGACCUCAUAACCUCCGACCUCCAUCUUGGUGACAUCAUGUCAAGAGUGAAUAUCGGCAGAAAAGGAUCGAUUACAACCAACUUUGAACUAGUCCUGCCUAAGAAAAAGAUAAAAGAGGAGAGGAGAAAGAAGAAGAUCCGGCCCAUUAAAACCGAAUCGGAGGAGGUGUGCGACGUUCAAAUGUCUGCAGCUUCCGUCAACCCAGGCCUCGCUGACUCCCCCACUGUUCCCUUACAAAGUGUUAAAGAAGAGCCUAUGGAUGAGUCCCAGAACAGCCCUGAAAUGGUAGAGGAGAUUGCCAUGAGCUUUUUUCAUUUGCUCGAGGAUGUGCUCAGGCUGGAAGGGGUAGCGACAUCCUCGAUGGUGGAGGAGAAAGUCCAACAAUGGCAAACAUCUCCGGCAAGCACACUCAACUCUUGGUUCUCGAUGGCCCCCUGCUGGUCAGAGUUGGUAGUACCUGCACUACAGUUUCUUGCUGGAGAGAGCAAAUCUGGUGUGAUGGCUAUGCCUACUGGCUUCGUACCUAUUGUGGAAUUUAAAGAAUCUACACAGCAAUGGAAAUGGAUGGGCCCAAGUCAAGAUGGAGACAAAGAUCUGAGUGCACUGUUCCAGCUAUGGCUGGAGUCGAAAGAUCACAUGGUUGUCAAGCAGGAAUGUGAGGACACCUCAGACCUUACUCCUCCAACACCAAGAGUGUGGACAGACUAUGUGGUGAGACCUAGUACAGGAGAAGAAAGGCAUGUUUUUCAAGAGCAGGAGCAACAGCGCUAUGAUCAGCCACACAAAGCCUUCACUUACCGAAUGCACGGCUUUGAGUCUGUGGUGGGACCAGUCAAGGGAGUUUUUGACAAGGAGACUUCUCUUAAUAAAGCUCGAGAGCAUUCUUUACUGCGCUCUGACCGACCCGCUUAUGUCACCAUACUGUCUCUUGUGAGAGAUGCUGCUGCCAGGCUUCCUAAUGGAGAAGGUACCAGAGCUGAGAUUUGUGAGUUACUCAAGGACUCCCAGUUUCUGGCCCCUGAUGUCACCAGUGCACAGGUCAACACAGUGGUGAGCGGUGCCCUCGACCGCCUCCACUAUGAGAAAGAUCCUUGCGUGAAAUACGACAUCGGCCGCAAGCUUUGGAUCUACCUCCAUCGGGACCGGAGCCAGGAAGAGUUUGAGAAAAUACACCAGGCUCAAGCUGCAGCUGCCAAAGCCAAGAAGGCUCUCCAGCAGAAGCCCAAACCUGUACCCAAACCUAAGGCAGGUGGUAAGGAGCAAGGCGCAAAGAACGGCACCAGCGAGGCUGGUCAGAGCUCAGGGGCCGAAGCGGUCACCAUUAAUCCCACCAACUUGCCCCAGCCUCCCUCCACCCCCACACCGAGCACCCCUGGAACCCCCAAAUCACCUCUCGCUUCCACAGCACCUACUCCAACCAAAACAGGAGCUCCAGAGCCUGUCAAACCCAGUCCUAGUGUCCUGUUGGUGUCUCCUCCUUCCAUGCCCCAGUUAGGAACGCUGCUUCCAACCAGUCAGACAGGUCAACAGGUUUCCCAGCAGGCCUCGGCACAGCCUGCGACUCGAGUAGUGGCGCACUCGGCUGCCACCGGCUCUUUGCCUCAGGUGCGAGUGGUCACCUCCUCUGCAGGCCAGCCUGCAACAUUAGUGCACCAGAGCCCUCACCACAUCAGAGUACCAGUAUCUGUGACACAUGGCAAGAGCAUCACACAGACAGUGGUGACUGUACCACUAAGAUCUCAGUCUACAGGAAGCCCCAUCCAGGUGCAGGCUUCACGUGGUCAGGCCAGUGUUACUGUCCCAGGUCUCGCUUCUGCUGUCACGGUAACCAAACCUCAAACCAGCUCACCCGCAAGCCCUGCGCACAACCCAGCAUCACCUGCAUUACUGCAGGGAGUAAGCAGCCAGAAUAUUAUCAAACAGGUUGCUAUUGCGGGCCAGUUAGGUGUAAAGACUCAAAGCCCCACAGGAAUCCCUCUCACCGCCACUAACUUGCGCAUUCAGGGCAAGGAUGUACUCCGUCUGCCCCCCUCCUCGAUUACCACUGAUGCCAAAGGUCAGACGGUGCUGCACAUCACUCCAGACAUGAUGGCCACCCUCACUAAAUCCCCAAUGGCCACUGUUAAGCUCACCCCAGACAUGCUGAGCAGUGUCACCAGCGCAGGGACUAAAAGCAUCUCUGCCACUCUACAUAUGUCUUCAUCCCAGCCCUCACCCACCACCCCAAACACUGCCUCACCUGUAACAGCUGAGACCCUUGCUGCCAAAGCACCUGCGUCUUUAGGCACCACGGGCACCGCUACACUUGUGAAGGUUCACCCGGAUCUAAAGGCAGCCUGUGACACAGCUAUCCGCCUCAUGCCUGCCCUGGCAGUCACUAUGGCUGACCCCAAAACCCGCACUUACUCUACUGUGACCUCUUCUGAAUCAAAAGCAGGCACCACUAUUCGAAUAGUGCCAAAUAUGAGUGUGAUUCCUCAGAAACAGGGUCAGACUGUCUCGCUUAGUACAACCACCUCAGCUACAAAGCCAAUCACGGUGUCAUCAGGGGCAGCCACUGUCACCAUUGCCACUAGUGGAGUAGGAGGAGCCAAAAGCGUGACACUAAGCCCUGCAGCCACGGGGUCUUCUCUGUCUCUGGGUACUGCUGCAGCCACGGUCAGACAAGUGCCGGUCACUGCCACUGUAGUUUCUACACAAGCGGGCAAGAUUCCCACAAGGAUUACAGUGCCUCUCUCUGUCCUCAGCCAACCUCUGAAAAACAAGAGUAUGGUCACCACACCCUUACUAAAAGGGAAUAUAAGCACAAAUAUUGGUAAUCUUGGCAGAAACAUCAUUCUGACCACUAUGCCAGCAGGCACCAAGAUAAUUGCUGGGAACAAGCCUGUCAGUUUUGUGACUGCUCAGCAACUGCAACAGCUGCAGCAGCAAGGACAGGCCACACAGGUUCGAAUUCAGACGGUGCCAGCUCAGCAGCUGCAGCGUACUGUGGCCAGCUCGCCAAAAUCCACUGUGUCUACGGUGGUGGUCUCCACCGCGCCCUCACCGAAGACAAACCCGGAUCCUCAGUGACACAACUGGAAG
Messenger RNA from Paramisgurnus dabryanus, 4021 nucleotides. It is a transcript of the gene nfrkb, whose product is annotated as nuclear factor related to kappaB binding protein. Gene Ontology annotation, molecular function: protease binding. Gene Ontology annotation, cellular component: Ino80 complex. The record is from RefSeq and is a predicted model, not a curated record. Lineage: Eukaryota; Metazoa; Chordata; Actinopteri; Cypriniformes; Cobitidae.